Messenger RNA from Aspergillus niger, 1377 nucleotides. RefSeq lists its product as hypothetical. The transcript is spliced from 14 exons. Bases 1 to 1377 code for a protein of 458 amino acids. Lineage: Eukaryota; Fungi; Ascomycota; Eurotiomycetes; Eurotiales; Aspergillaceae. The record is from RefSeq and is a predicted model, not a curated record.
AUGGAGGACGUCAUGGAUAAUCAAAUUCUAAAGGCCGGUGACAGCUUUAGCUUAUCUCCGGCCACAUCUAGACUGGCUGGACCACUCACGCGCCAUCGAUGGGGAUACGAGGUAGAUCGUGACACGUCGAGUGAACCCUACUGCCCUCCUGCAACAAUAUUCCCUGUGAUGGUCAAGAGGGCCGGGGGGGGUCCAAAAGUCUCCACCCUCGAUACGACGGAGCCCAAUUUGAUGUUUGGGUCUGGCACAACGGAGCCCAGCCCAGCCCACACACCCGCUGGUGGGGAGGGAGUAAGAGAGUGGGAAGGGUCUUUGCCUCAUCUGGCUGUGUGGAUAGACAGUGAGUGGAUUCUGCUGGUCAGCCACGGGCGGACCAGCACACAGGCCGAAAUGCCGACCUCCCGACCGAAGGGACUGAACCUUGAUUUCCCUCCGGAUUACGGAGGAUUCGACGCGGUUCUUUUCUUCACGGUCCCCAUCUCCCUAAUUCCGUUCCGUCUUCCUGAUCCAGGGCAAGGAUGGGCUCCAGUCAGCCCCCCCUUUCAAGACUCCAAAGCAAUUGUCUUGUCUGGCAAUAAUCAUCCAAAUACUGGGAAGGCCAGUGACACCCAAACGGUCAUCGCGGGCCACCAACACACACUUCCCCAGAACAUCUGCAUGCAGCGCUCACAUCAGGGUGUGGAUUUCGACAAAAACCACUUUUCGUGCUUGUCCUAUUGGCACAAAGUACUCAGUGACUCACGGAGAACAACUCUCGGAGUUACUCUAAUGGCCAUGGGCCCGGCAAUGCCGAAUGCCGAUGCAACGGUUCUUGCGAUCCCCGGGGGCCGCGCGAUUUCUUGUGCUGUGCUUCUUACGAGGUCAUAUGCCAUAGUCCAUAUGCCAUUCGGCCAAGUUGCGAAUGCAAGGACGGGAUUAUCAAAAAGCAAAGAGCUACUAUUACCUCCGUACAAGAUAGGGCUAUCCAGGUGGCAAGAGCAUGAUUGCCACAAAGUAUUUCGUUUUCGCUUCCACACUUGGGUUAAAAGCGCUGAAUCAGCGGCUUACGGAAUCGGCACGGAAGCCCCAAGCUCCGCGGAGACCGACCCGAGCUUCUUGUCAGCUUCGGAGCGGUUGUUCGCCUUAACUCCACGUUUCGGACUUGGCGUAUUGUCAUCCGGCACUAGUUGGCAGUACGUUAUGGAACUUGGUCCCUGCAGCCGUUCAACGGUCAGACUUGUUGGAUCUCGCAAGCCCUUCCGAAUGAGUCAUUUUGUGUCAGAUAUCCAUCAUUUCUGCGGGGACCCUUUCGGCGAUGGGGAAGAGAGCGACCUCGAUAGGACCUCGAAGAUUGCUUGUGUAAUGGGCGGGAAUGAGGAAGUGGGAUGCCGCGACUAA